This is a messenger RNA of Lathyrus oleraceus (garden pea), 984 nucleotides long. RefSeq lists its product as uncharacterized. Gene Ontology annotation, biological process: response to ionizing radiation; translation; double-strand break repair via homologous recombination. Gene Ontology annotation, molecular function: structural constituent of ribosome; DNA binding. Lineage: Eukaryota; Viridiplantae; Streptophyta; Magnoliopsida; Fabales; Fabaceae. The transcript has 3 exons. The coding region runs from base 269 to 871 and encodes 200 amino acids. Gene Ontology annotation, cellular component: SOSS complex; ribosome. The record is from RefSeq and is a predicted model, not a curated record.
CACAAACGAAAAUAUUAUAAUUCAAAAGUAGGUGGAUUGUCUCCCACAUAACACUUCUUUUGGGUCGUUAGCUUAACGUAUGUUUUUCUUUUUACUAAACUAGUUUAUGCUAGCCUAUGUUAUGACACUAAUUGGGCCAUAUCCAAAAACCCGGUCCACAAUAACAAAGGAUUUCGAGGGUUUAGCAUUGCAUCUUCUUCUCGUUGCUGCCUCUUUUCUAUCUUAAAAUCCAAAUACGUUUCUAUUCAAUUUCACAACAAAUCUAAAGAUGCAGAACGAAGAAGGACAAAUCACCGAGCUCUACAUCCCUAGGAAGUGUUCUGCCACAAACAGAUUGAUUACAGCUAAGGAUCAUGCUUCGGUUCAGAUUAACGUAGGUCACCUGGAUGAGAGCGGUGUCUACAAUGGUCACUUCUCCACUUUCGCACUCUGUGGCUUCACUCGCGCUCAGAUGAUUGUUCUCAAAGACAUUGUGCCUGCUGCUCAAAACAACAUAGACACUAAAUUUAUAAUCUUGGAAAAAGGGAAGACAACACUUGAAGGGCAAAAUAAAGUGUGUUUGGCGCUUGUAGCUGAUGAGACUGCGGCGGUGCAUUUUCAGCUUUGGGGAGAUGAGUGUGAUGCUUUUGAUUCAGGUGAUAUAAUUCAUCUAACCAAUGGCAUAUUUUCCUACCAGCGCAGCAACCUUAUCUUAAGGGCGGGUAAGAGAGGGAAGUUAGAGAAGAUAGGAGAGUUUACUAUGUCCUAUGUUGAGACACCAAACAUGAGUGAGAUUCAUUGGAUUCCAGAUCCAACUAAUUCUAAGAAGUAUAUGCAGGAGCGUGUAAUAUCUCCCCAUUCACGCAUUUUCCCCCCAAUUUUUGUAGUUUAAUACAUUUUUACUCUCAGCAAAUGUUACCAACUUGUUUGUUGAUAAACCUGCCUUUUAGUUUUAUUUGUACACUUUCAUUCACCUUGCAAAAAGGAAGGCAGUCUUUUUUAUUA